Toxotes jaculatrix (banded archerfish) is the source of this 2905-nucleotide messenger RNA. RefSeq names its product zinc finger protein 385B-like. Gene Ontology annotation, cellular component: nucleus. The coding region runs from base 56 to 1720 and encodes 554 amino acids. The record is from RefSeq and is a predicted model, not a curated record. Gene Ontology annotation, molecular function: zinc ion binding; nucleic acid binding. The transcript is spliced from 9 exons. NCBI's taxonomy places the organism in Eukaryota, Metazoa, Chordata, Actinopteri, Toxotidae.
CGCGGGACCGGAACGCCUGCAGCUGAGCUCGCGUUGUAAUCUGUGACAGCUGGAAAUGGACAGCAGCAACGGAGAAGCCGGGAAACCGUCUCACACAGAUAUGAAACGUCCCAAGAGCCCCGACUGGCUGGACAGCAGCCCUCCCUGUAAGAGUCAGGAGGGAAAGGAGGAGGAAGAAGAGCAGGAGGAUGAAGAGGAAAAGAAAGUGGUGGCAGGGUACAGGGCCAAACGGGAGCGACGUCAGAGCAGCGGCAGUGCCACUAUGUGCCAGGUGUGCAACAUACAGCUCAACUCCAGUGCCCAGGCCCAGAUACACUACAGAGGGAAGACGCACCAGAGGAGGCUGCGCCGGCUUGCAAAGGCUGUCAGUGCAGGUGCACUGUCCCAGAGUCAAGUCCAGCCGCUCCUGGGAUCCCUGCCUCUGCCGGGUCGACCCCUGCAGCCGCAGACUCACGCCCAGCUGGAGCACUUUCUGCCACUGAGGGUUAAUGGCUCCUCACCACUCAGCCUCUUUCCCAAUUUCAACACGAUGGACCCAGUGCAGAAGGCAGUGAUCAACCACACCUUUGGCGUGGCCCCACCCAAGAAGAAACCCAUCAUCUCCUGUAACAUCUGUCACCUGCGCUUCAACUCCACUACCCAGGCAGAGGCACACUACAAAGGUCACAAGCAUGCUCGCAAGCUAAAAGCCUUGGAGACCCAGAGGAACCGGCAGAAGAAUGGACACAGUCCAUCCACAGCGGGAAAAGACAGAGACCGAGAUAGGGGAGUGAUGGGAGGAGGAAUGGUGCCAACAGACUCACUUUUGAAAGACAAAAAAGGCCCAAGCACCUGUUCUCACCCUGCACCGCAGCAAACUGAAAACACCCAGGGGAGUUCACUGGCAGCCACUCCUUCUUCACAGCCUUCAUCCACGGAUUCCUCCUCCUCGCUCCGCGCUCCUCAGCUGUCCCCGCAAGUCUCCCCUGGCUCUCAGCUUUCUGAUGUAGCCUCAGAGAGUCCACCUGUGGAGGGGAGUGGCCCGGCCACCAGUUCAGCCCCACUCUCUGACCCUCAGGGAGGUGAGGAGGAGGUGGUGAAGGUGGACGAGCCUAAGGAGGCCAAGAGCAACAAAAAACAACAUCUCCAUUGUCCUACGUGCAAAGUGACUGUCAAUUCCAGCUCCCAGUUGGAGGCCCAUUGUAGUGGCUCUAAGCACAAACAGAUGUUGGAUGGUCAGAACAGCAGCCAGUCACAGCGCAAAGUCAAGAUGGCAUCAUCUCCCAGACCCGCCAGCAGAAUUAAGCAACGAAUGGGCAGCAAGACCAGAGCGGUAGUUGGUGUGUCCAGCCAGCCCUUUCACUGUGAACUGUGCCAGGUGUCCGUCAACUCGGAGACACAGCUGAAGCAGCACAUGAACAGCAGGAGACACAAAGAGCGUUUGGCUGGGAAGCCUGUCAAGGCAAAGUUCACCCCCUAUAAUAAACUACAGCCCAGUGCUGUCUUAGCGACUAAACUGGCCCUGCAGAAGCAGCUGUCCAAGGCCCUGCCAGCAGGUUUCCUAACCAACCCCCUCAAUCCGGCUGCCUUGUGCACCAUGGCACCUGGACCAUUGGCACUACGGCUACCGCCAGGUCCUACAGCCAUCAUCCAGGGUCCCCUGAUCAGCCCCACACUCUUCAGGCCUGCCCCAGGACCUUUGAGGGCCACGCAUGCUCCCAUUAUCUUCUCUCCUUACUAGCAAUGAGCCAAAUUAGUCUGGAGGACUUACAGUAGUGUGGACAUAACCUAGCCAAAGCUGGACAAGGCAGGGGACCCCCUGAGUGACAAAAGGACACUAUGCAGUGACAGCGAGGGCAGCAUAUCAGCACAUCAAGUUUGGCAGGUUCAAGUCAUGAGAACAGUAUGCACAGUCCCCUGGUGCGGAUUGAGAUAUCAGUGCUGACUGAUCAGUGUCUUGCCUCCAUUAUAAAUGGAAGGACCAUCACUCAGCUGUUCCUCUCAACAAACUGUUGAGUGCAUGUUCCCCGGGGUCAGGACCCCUCUGGAAGCCAUAAUGACAAGCAUCUUUUAGUUUUGUUAAUAAUACUAUAAUAGACAAAUACACAAGGGUGUGUAAAUGUUACUAAGUGUUUGUUGCCAAAAUUCUUUAAUUUUAGAGCUUUCUAGUUGUACUCUGGGAGAACAAGUACAGAACUUCAUCCCUGCUUUCGUUUUAAUAAUCAAAUAUAAAAUGAAGAAAAUCCAGAUUGUGUUGAUCUCCCAUGAAACUGGCUACUUCCAUGUAAGCUUCUCCACCUAUGAAAAGACAAAGAAGAGCCAUAACUUUGGCUUACAUCUAGACAAAUGUAUGUCUUCACAGCUAUUGCGGAGGCCUUUUCUUAAGAAUUUAUUUUAGAUAAUUACAUACAUUGAUGUUUUUCUCAGUUGCUCUCUGUGUUAUGAAGUGACAAUCAACCACCACCAUGAUGAUGAUGAUGCCAAGUAUACCUGCUAUAUGGAAACAGAACACUUGUAAUACAUACAAUGAGAUGGUUUAAUUUAAAGUUAUAAAGUUUGAAACUUGGAUUUCUUCAACAUGAGCCAUGUUAACAAGCUCUUCAGGUGAUGGUUUGAUAAAUAAGCUAAAGCAACAGCUUGAUAUGGUUUGUGCAAUAUGAAGAGACAGGCUGAUGUGUGCUGUUGUCCAAAAUUAUAAAAAAAAAAAAAAAGAAAGAAAAAAAGAACCACAUUAUUAAUUGUGUCUGUGACAUUAUUAAACAUGUUUUUUUAAUAGAGUUGUAUUUUAAAAAAUUGUGUUCCUUCAUUUUAGAAAUCUCUCCACCUGACUGCUGAAUCAUCCUAAGCAAUAUGUGUUUUUUAAGUAAAAUUAAUGACUAGUGUAACUGUGCAUCAAUUGCAAUAAUGUAAAUUAUUAUGUGCUAAA